Messenger RNA from Beta vulgaris subsp. vulgaris (sugar beet), 2505 nucleotides. RefSeq names its product pentatricopeptide repeat-containing protein At5g27110. The transcript has 4 exons. Gene Ontology annotation, biological process: RNA modification. Gene Ontology annotation, molecular function: protein binding; RNA binding. NCBI's taxonomy places the organism in Eukaryota, Viridiplantae, Streptophyta, Magnoliopsida, Caryophyllales, Amaranthaceae. The record is from RefSeq and is a predicted model, not a curated record. Bases 1 to 2505 code for a protein of 834 amino acids.
AUGUGGAUUGAGGAUGAUUUGUACCAGAAAGACAUGUACCAACCUCUAUCGGAAAAGAAGUCUGCUGCAAUGAAAGAUGCAGGGAAGGAAGCACUAAAGUUGGAUGAUGUUAGGGAUUUGGUGUUGAGUGGAAGUACUCGGCGUAAGGAUUCCGGGGAGUCAUCCGGUGGAGCAUACAACACCGAGGGUAGAGGGAGGAGACAACAUGGGAGAUCUAAGCGGGGAAAGUCCAGGGAAUUGAGUAGUGGAAGAGUUGAGGUAGAAGGCAAGGUAGAUGUGAGCGUGAAGCUUGCAAGUGGUGACAUGUUUGAGUUGAAGGAUGUCAAGAUUAUCCCUGAUUUGAAGAAAAACUUCAUAUCAAUUAGUCGACUUGACAAAACCGGCUACAAUAUAGUGUUCGAGGGUGAUUCCUGGAAAGUUGCAAAGGGUACUAUGGUAGUAGCUCGAGGUGUAAGAAGUGGAACGAUGUACACCAUGGGGAACAUGACAAAUAAAGUAGUUAAGGAAGGGAUGAAGAAAACUUCACAAAGAGUGUCGUUCGAUCAAAAGUCAAUAUACAGUAGGUCUGUGAAGAAGAACCGUGGUGGCCGCUCUUUAUCAGUUUUAUCUUCCUUGCAAAUACCCAAUACCAGAAUUUGGAAUUUGAUGAUGAAAAAUUCACUUGAUUUGGGGAAAUUUGAAAUGGGUAUUCUCAUUUAUAGGAAAAUGAGAGAAAUUGGUGUUGAACAUGAUACUUUCACUCUUCCAAUAAUUAACCAAUUAUUUCUUGUUCUUGGGCAUGAUGUGAGAUUUGGGAACAUGAUGCAUUGUGUUGGAAUUCAGUUGGGUUUUCGAUUUGAUGUGUAUUUUUGCAAUACCCUGAUUGGUUUUUAUGCGAAAUGUGGCUGUAUCAGUUUAGCUCAUAAGGUGUUCGAUGAAAUGCCUCACAGAGACCUUGUUUCUUGGACUUCGAUAGUUUCGGGUUAUGUUAGUGAGAGAAAUGUAGUGCAAGCUUUUCGUUUGUUCGGCGAAAUGAGAAAAGAUGUAGAACCUAAUUCUGUAACUGUGAUCACAUUGUUGCAGGGCUGCAAUGUUAGUGUGAUUGUUGUACUUGGGAAGCAAUUUCAUGGAUAUAUACUAAAAAAAGGGUUUCUAAAUGACAAGUCUGUUAAAAAUGCACUCUUGCAGGUGUACUCUAACCAGGGAACUUCUGAAGAUGUUGAAAUUCUCUUUUCUGAGUCUGCUUCUGAUGUUGUCACAUGGAAUAUUUUGAUUUCGUUUUAUGUUGCGAUAGGAAAUACGAAAAGGGUGCUUGAAAUUUUUUAUGAUAUGCUAAGAGGAGUAGCACCUAGUGUGGAGAGCUUAACAUUAGUAGCAUCUUCAUUGUCUAAAUGUGGAUAUUUUUCUCAGGGUCAACAGUUACAUUGUUUUGCCAUAAAGGCUAAUCUAUGUGAUCAUAUAUUUUUGACAUGUUUGAUGGAUCUAUAUGCCAAGUGCAACGAUCUGGAGUCUUCUGUUCAAUUGCUGAGCGAAAUUCCUAGUAGAAGUAGAAACAGCAUGACUUGGAGCACUUUGAUGUCUGGUUACAACAAAAAUGGUCAUUACAAGAUGACCAUUGAGUUGUUCAAGCAACUACAAUCCUCCGGAGUUAAACUGGAAUCCGAGAUUAUGGCAACUCUACUUAAUCUAUGCGCUGAUACGGGAGCUUUGCAUAUGGGUAAAGAAAUUCAUGCUUACUACAUUAGAAAUUUUUCACAGCGUUUUUUGGAAGAUAAUUCCAUUCUGGAGACUUCUAUCCUCAACAUGUACCUCAAAUCUGGAAGCCUUUCAUCUGCGAGACAGUGUUUCACUCUGGUAACUAAGAAAGAUGUUGUGGCAUGGACGUCAAUGGUCGAAGGAUUAGGAAUGUAUGGUCUUGGUCAUGAAGCAUUAGCUUAUUUUGACCAAAUGCUGAAACAGGGUAUUGAACCUACUGACAUCACAUUCUUGAGUGCAUUAUCUGCUUGUAGCCACAGUGGGCUGACAAAUGAAGGUUGCCAACUAUUAUAUGCAAUGAAGUGGAUAUUUGGUAUCGAACCUGAGUUGAAUCAUUACACUUGCAUUGUUGAUCUUUUAGGGCGGUCAGGAAAGCUUAAGAGCGCUCUUUCUGUAAUCUUGAAAAUGGUGGCAUUCCCUGAUAGUAGGAUCUGGGGUGCUCUACUUGCAGCUUGUAGAACAUACAUGAAUAGAAAUUUAGGGGAGUAUGCUGCAAAAAGGAUCUUAGAGUUAGAACCAGAUAAUGUUGGGUAUCACGUUGUGCUGAGUAAUAUGCAAGCUAGUGCAGAACAAUGGACCGAAGUCGAACAAUUAAGAGCCACUGCAACUGAAGUAAAUACAAGCAAGCUACCAGGAUGGAGUUGCGUCGAAGCAAAUGGGCAAGUUCAAGGUUUCGUAUCAGGUGAUAGAACUCACUGUCUUAUAGGAGAGAUCUAUGAGCUACUAGGAUUUUUGAGUAGACAAAUAAAGGAUGCAGAUUUUUACUGUUAA